Penaeus indicus is the source of this 1253-nucleotide messenger RNA. RefSeq names its product zinc finger protein 513-like. Gene Ontology annotation, cellular component: nucleus. The record is from RefSeq and is a predicted model, not a curated record. Gene Ontology annotation, biological process: regulation of transcription by RNA polymerase II. NCBI's taxonomy places the organism in Eukaryota, Metazoa, Arthropoda, Malacostraca, Decapoda, Penaeidae. The coding region runs from base 1 to 765 and encodes 254 amino acids. The transcript is spliced from 4 exons. Gene Ontology annotation, molecular function: DNA-binding transcription factor activity, RNA polymerase II-specific.
AUGAGAACCCUUGAGUGUAAAGUGGUGUUCAGUGGCAACGAGUUGAUGUCCAGGACAGGAGCUCCAGGAAUGGCACCUAUCAUCAAGGACACCAACACCUACAAGUGUCCUCACUGUCCACACUCUACUCGUAAACUUACGGCAAUGAAACAUCACAUCAGAUCACACACUGGCGAGAAACCUUAUGGAUGUCCAUACUGUCCUUUCAGAUCUGCUCAGAAAACAAAUCUGAAGACACAUAUUCGAUUGCACACUGGAGUUUGUAGGGAAGGGCGGCUAAUAGAUAUUGAUUCAUGGACGUUAGGCGUGUGCAUCCAGUAUAAGACAUUGAAGAUGGAAACAACUGUGCCGUGGUUUUGUAUUUACCCCUGUAAAGACAUGGGCGUUCUGUUGGGUGUGGAGACUGACCGCUCUCGAGGGAGUCACAUCAUGGGAGCUCCCCUGAGCAGUGUGGGCAUCCCUGGAAAUGAAGAGAGUCACGCAGACACAGGAGAUACCCAGACCUCCUCUUUCAAGAUUCAUCGUUGCCCAAUUUGUCCAUACACGACUCCGAACGGAAAUCACAUGCAGUAUCACAUGCGGUCACAUACCGGAGAGAAGCCGUUUUCCUGCCCGUUUUGUUCCUACAGAGCUGCCCAGAAGACGCACUUGAAGACCCAUAUGCGAACACACACGGGAGAAAAACCUUAUGCUUGCAGUCUGUGUGAUUUCCGUGCAGCUCAAACGGGUAACUUGAAAAAACACAUGGCAAAGCAUCACUGUUAGUUAUCAGUAGCUCUGAAGGUGUGUAUACGUUAAUUGUGUACGCGAUUCAUAGCAGUCGUCUGCUUGCUCCCAUGAUUGUUUUGCAAGCUGCAGAAAGAAGUCGAUUUAUGAAGUGACCAGUGUUGAGUAAGAAAAUGUGUUAUUGAACGGUCUAGCUUUUCUUUCAGGAAGUUAAUCCAGAGUCUAGGAAAGAAGUUCACUUUAAAUGUUUUUGGAAGAUAUGUAUUCGGUGAUAGGCCGUCAUACAUCAGUCAAUGUAGGAUGUAGUACUAGAAGGAGUACCUAGGUUUUAUUAGAAAUGGAAACGCAUGUAAGUGUAUGACAACUUAAACCGUAAGUGCAUAUGCCAUGGUCUACCUCGCUGUAUGUCGGCCUUAAAAAAAUCUGAAAAUUAAAGGGUAGUAAUUUACUUGCAUUUUAGUGAUCCUUUGCUGUUUUUAAAAAGAAUAUCGCUAUAAGGAAUCCUGUAUACUUCUAGUAUCCUUCUU